Molecule: messenger RNA, 1467 nt
Organism: Besnoitia besnoiti
Lineage: Eukaryota; Apicomplexa; Conoidasida; Eucoccidiorida; Sarcocystidae
Product: WD domain, G-beta repeat-containing protein
Exons: 11
Coding region: 1-1467 (488 amino acids)
Biological process (GO): protein secretion
Cellular component (GO): endoplasmic reticulum membrane
Molecular function (GO): protein binding; GTPase activator activity; guanyl-nucleotide exchange factor activity
Source: RefSeq, a predicted model, not a curated record
AUGGAUACGAUCUCCUACGUGGAGUACCCCAUCUACUCGAUCGCCACGAAUGGAGAGCUCGUGGCCACGUCGGGAGGUGGCGGCGGGUCAGACUACGGAAUUGAAGAUCAGCUGGAGACACACAGGGUAAACCUGGAGACAGGCCAGUUGCUUCCUGUGACCAGCACCGCCGAAGCGGGCGGCGUCGUCGAUUCGCUUUGCUACAACAAAAAUGUCGACCUCUGGUGUGGUUGCUGCCAGGGUCAAGUUGUCCUCAUCAAGCAAGACGAAGAUCAGGGGCUCUCGAUCGUCGCCCGUUUCGGUCCUCCGCCGCCUCCGGGAGGGAAGCGAGCGCGCGUGAUCACAGCCCGUUUUUCUCCGUCCGGCGAGAUUGUCGUGGCUGGCGGCGAAGACAAAGUCAUCCGUGUCUGGCGCAUCGCCCGCGCAGGCGAGCAAGGCGCUACUCUGGCCCCCGACCAGGCGAAGGAAAAAAAGGGCGGGAAAGUGGAGCAGUGGAGUGGCACGCUUGUCUGCGAGCUCAGAGGUCACGAAGGAGACAUUAAAGACUGCUGCAUUAGCAGCGACAACAGUUUGGUGGCUUCGUGCGGUGCCGACAGCAAGCUCUGCUUGUGGGACUGGCGCACGGGCGCCCUGCUUCAUACUGUUGAGAAGCAGAAUCCGAAGAAGCCCCAAGAAAAACUGACUUUUCGCUGCGGCAGGUCGAUCGCCUACGGAGGCAGCGCCGGGAGCUCCUCGAGGCCUCCAGUCGAUAAGAAGAGCGACGACAACGCGCCGGCGGACAUGCAGAACGUCUCCUCGCCCUCCGCAGUUAGUGUGACGCAGUUGUGCGAGAGCUUGUGCGACGACAACGUUCCCUGCUGCCAGGCGGAGAUCUCCGCGGACGGGCAGCUUAUCGCCGUCGGCUUCGCGGACGGAAAGUGUAAAGUGUACAACCGCGGUUUGUCGCUUGUCGCGCAGAGCUCGAAGCACGACUUGCCCGUCACAGGCUUGUGCUUUCUAAAUGGCGACAGAACCCUCGUCUCGACGAGUGCGGACUACUCGCUUGUGACCAUGGAUCUGACGCGGCGACGCGGAGGCGCCUGCAGCCGGUGCUGCUGCUGCCGCAAGCGAACCUGCUUCUGCGGUUUCUGUGUGCUUCUCUUUCUGCUGUUGGCGGGCGCUUUGGUGCUUCACCACGUGGCGUCGCUCGGGUUUCUUCACUUUGUAAGCAAGCACGAAGCCGCCCAGAUGGGCAAGUACCGCGAGACGACAGAGGAUCUGCUGCUGGCGCAGCGUCUCCACGAUCUCGAACUCGAGCAGCGAGAAGAAGAGCGUCAGCGCUUGCAUGUCGCGGAGGAGCGUAGCCGAGCCCACGGAACGCCACGCAGCGAACGCAAGACGCGAAAGAGUCAAAGGCAGACGGGUGGGCGUCGCCCCGAGCAGCGACAGCAGGCGAAGCGCGGCGCAUCGGUGAAGGACGAACUCUGA